CGCCGACGACAACUUCGACUCCGAGCACGCAGCAGCCAUGGCCGACCCCAUAGACCCUCGUCUACAAUACGCCUCGUCGCUUCCACCGCGAACCCUUUCGCAAUCGUACCCAGUAGGCCCCGCGUUACAGAACAAUGCCGGCACCCAUCAACCAUACUAUCUCCCCGCCACCACGCACUCGCAGCCCCCACAUCUCGCCCAAGCUCCCCCGCCGAGCAACCUCGAUCCCGCUCUCGAGCAGACCUCUCCAGCUGGUCUCGAGGGCCCCUCUGACGAGCAUGACGACUCCGAUGUCGACCACGAGGGUACCCAUGACACUCCCGGCUCAGCCAAGUCUCCAGGAGACCUCAAGCGUGCAAGAGCCUGCGAUUCCUGUCGAGGUCUGAAGGUCCGCUGCGAUCAACAACGACCAGACCAGCCAUGUAAACGCUGCGAAAAAGCGAAACGGCCAUGUGUAACUACCCCACCCACGAGGAAGAGGCAGAAGAAGGCCGAUAGUCGUGUCGCAGAACUCGAGCGCAAGAUUGAUGCCUUGACUGCGACACUGCACGCACAGAAGGGGGGCCCCGCCACUGAGGGGUCCUCUUCUCUGGCUGGUAUACAACAGUACGAUCCCGCUCCUGGCGGCUUUCCCCCGCACCCUCGCGACGAAGGCACUUAUGGAGUGGGCAUGAUCAGACAUGAGUGGUCACACCUCCCCAGCCGCUCCCAAGACGCACCACCAGGCUAUGGGCCUGCACAGACACACCGAGGGCCAGAUCCGAAGCGAAGGAGACUCGGUGAUGGAGGUGGACACCCUACUAUCCCGGAGGAUAUGGAUGCCAUCCAUCGCGACCUAGCUGAACACCCUGAGAUGAAGCGUACAAACAAGAAAGGGAUACAGGCAGAUCAUUCCUACAUCAAUGCUCUAAUCGAUAGUCUCAUGACAUCCAAUACUGCCGAGCGCAUCUUUAAUCGCUACGUACAGGAGAUUUGCCCUCACUUUCCCGCAGUUCCGCUCUCCCCUGGAAUUACGGCCCGCGAAGUUCGCGAUAAGAAACCACUGCUCUUCUUAGCUAUCCUGGCAGGUUCAUCUCAUGGAAGUGCUGAGCAGCUGGUACCUCAGGAUGUACAGAGGGAGCUCACGAAGCUGUUGAAAGAUCAAUUUGCUGAUAUCAUCUGGCGAAAUGGUGAGAAGUCGCUGGAGAUUGUGCAGGCGUUGCAAUUGGGCGUCUUAUGGUACCGCCCACCAAUGCACUACGAGCAGCACAAUUUCUACAUGAUGGUUAAUUGUGCCGCGGUUAUGGCCCUUGAUCUCGGACUUGGAAGACCGGCAACCCCAAAUGUCAUGAAGCUUGCCGUUGGCCCUUUUCGUCGAUGCCAUCCUAACGCUAGUAGCAUUGAAGCGCGACGAACAUUCCUGGUAUGCUAUUACCUCUGCAUGAGCAUCACAAUGGUCCUCCGGCGCCCCAUUCUCCUUCGUUGGACAAAAUACAUGGAGGAGAGUGUAAAUAUCCUCGAAACCUCUACCGAAGCACUUCCUUCGGAUAAAAUUCUGCUCCAGCACAUCAAGAUGGCCCAUAUUGGCGAAAAUAUCUCUGUGCAGUUCUGCAUGGAUGAUCCCUCGGUUGAGGUGUCUAUCUCUGAGCCUAAGGUCAUCUAUGCCUUGAAGAUCUUUGAGAACGAACUUCAGCAACUGAGGGACCAAGAUGCACAGAUGGACCAGGUCGACCCUGCAUUGCGACUCGCCGAGCAUGUCACAAACCUUUACGUUCAUGAAAUCGCACUUCACCACAACCAAAGCGUCGCCGACUUCCAACCACCCUUUCCUUCCGAGUCUUUUGCCUCUGGUGUCACCAAGAAAGAUGCUAUCGGGCCAGCCCAUAUCAGUGCUCUAGGCGAGUGUUUGACUGCGACCCAUGGGAUUCUAGAUACUAUUCUAAGCGUCCCUUUUGAUAUCCUCCUGACUCUUCCAGUCAUUUUCUGUGUGCGCGCAAUAUAUGCUAUUGUGUGUUUAAUGAAGAUGUGGGUGUCCGUCACUUCGGCCGGCGAAGUUGGUACUAUCAUAAAGAAGGAGCACUUGGGAAUUGAAUCCUAUACUGAAAAGUUGGUUAAUAUGUUCAACGCAAUCGUCUCUCGCGACGCACAGAGCCCUCACGGCAAGUUCUACUUCGUAGCCAAGCGGCUGCAAGAGCGGUUCGCGCAAAUUAAAGAGGGCACUCAGAAGAUCGACACCACGGAAAUUCGAGACGAACAGCGCCGUUCCGAGAGCAAGCCUAGUAACAAGCGCCCUAGGCAGAGCUCAGCGAACCAAACACCCCUCCACCUCCUCUCGGAAGUCGCAAUGGGCAGCAGUGCCUCCACUCCUUCAACCCAGUCUCAACCCGCAGCGAUUCAACCACCACAGCAGUCGAUGCCGCAGGGCUGGUACAGCAAUCCAGCUAUGGGCCCACAGCAACCAGAGAUGAUGGCGAUUCCGCCUGCUGGCUUCGACCCCAACUUCGACUUCACCCAGUUUGACUUGAGCAUGGGUAGCGAUGCUGAUCUGUCUGCGCUUUUCAUUCCGGACUCUAUGCUGUGGAACUUUGGGCCUGAUCUUGGUACGAGUAAUUACAACCAUGGGACUGCGUUCUAAUUAUUGCUUGUUGUAUAUUAACUUGUGGAAUACAUACUAAAAAUUCUUUCUCCCUAGGUCUGUUAGGUGUCCGUGGCUUCUGGCGUCGAGAUUUUACGCAUAUAAUGAGCAAUUUC
Molecule: messenger RNA, 2730 nt
Organism: Lindgomyces ingoldianus
Lineage: Eukaryota; Fungi; Ascomycota; Dothideomycetes; Pleosporales; Lindgomycetaceae
Exons: 8
Coding region: 38-2614 (858 amino acids)
Biological process (GO): DNA-templated transcription; regulation of DNA-templated transcription
Cellular component (GO): nucleus
Molecular function (GO): DNA-binding transcription factor activity, RNA polymerase II-specific; zinc ion binding; transcription cis-regulatory region binding
Source: RefSeq, a predicted model, not a curated record